CGGGCGCAGGCCCCGUCGGGGGGCCCGGAGGGGGGCUGGUCGCGGGCACAGGGGCGGCUCCGGCGGCGGACUCGGACCUCGGACCGGGCGGCGGAGUGACCCGACAGCUGUCCUCUGACACCGGCCCAGCCCCCCUUACUGUGUGGCCAUGAAAGCUGCAAGCCUCUGCCUGCUUCUCCUGCCCGGCCUGCUGGCUCAGGGCCAGUACGAUCUGGACCCAGUGCCUCCAUUCCCGGACCACAUCCAGUACAACCAGUACGGAGAACAGAUCGACAUUGCAGACUACUAUGAUUAUCAAGAGGUGACUUCCCGGUCCCCCGAGAGGCAGUUCCAGUCUCAGCAGCAAGUCCAGCAGGAGGUCAUUUCAGCCCCCACCCCUGAACCAGGUAAUCCAGAGACGGAGCCCACAGAGCCUGGGCCUCUAGACUGCCGUGAGGAACAGUACCCCUGCACUCGGCUCUACUCCAUUCACAAGCCCUGCAAGCAGUGCGUCAACGAGAUCUGCUUCUACAGCCUCCGCCGGGUGUAUGUGGUCAACAGGGAGAUCUGUGUCCGCACCGUCUGCGCCCAUGAGGAGCUGCUCCGAGCUGACCUCUGCCGGGACAAGUUCUCCAAGUGCGGAGUCAUGGCCCUCAGUGGCAUGUGCCAGUCGGUGUCUGCCUCCUGUGCCAGGAGCUGUGGGGGCUGCUAGGGGGCAGCUGGCACCCCCAAGUCUGGGCCCUCAGGCCCAGCCUGACCUGGUGCUU
Molecule: messenger RNA, 746 nt
Organism: Sorex fumeus (smoky shrew)
Lineage: Eukaryota; Metazoa; Chordata; Mammalia; Eulipotyphla; Soricidae
Gene: MFAP2
Product: microfibril associated protein 2
Exons: 9
Coding region: 149-691 (180 amino acids)
Biological process (GO): embryonic eye morphogenesis
Cellular component (GO): microfibril
Source: RefSeq, a predicted model, not a curated record